Sporothrix brasiliensis 5110 is the source of this 402-nucleotide messenger RNA. RefSeq lists its product as uncharacterized. The record is from RefSeq and is a predicted model, not a curated record. Gene Ontology annotation, molecular function: oxidoreductase activity. NCBI's taxonomy places the organism in Eukaryota, Fungi, Ascomycota, Sordariomycetes, Ophiostomatales, Ophiostomataceae. Bases 1 to 402 code for a protein of 133 amino acids. The transcript is spliced from 2 exons.
AUGUCCAGCGAAACACCAAAGAAGACGGUCAGCAUCGUCGCGUUUAUGAAGCGCAAGCCGGGUCUCACCCACGAGCAGUUCUACCAGCACUGGGUCCAUGUCCACGGCCCGCUCGUCAAGCCCUGGGCCCAGAAGCACGGGUUUCUGGAGUAUAGACAGAUCCACCUCUACCCGGCCCUGAACGCCAACCGCACCGUCGUCGGCCCCGAACGCGCCGGCCGCAACACGGAACUCGAAAACUGGGACGGUUGUGCCGUCUUUGAGAUCGAGAGCCUCGAAAGGUUUGAGGCGGCGUUCGAGGACCCGUACUAUAAGGACGUCAUCGCCAAGGACGAAGAGCAAUUCAUCGACAAGGCGGCCGGCGUCAUGCGCCGUCGGGGGGAGCUGAACAGAAUUAUUUAG